Molecule: messenger RNA, 1278 nt
Organism: Puccinia triticina
Lineage: Eukaryota; Fungi; Basidiomycota; Pucciniomycetes; Pucciniales; Pucciniaceae
Exons: 6
Coding region: 1-1278 (425 amino acids)
Biological process (GO): translation
Cellular component (GO): ribosome
Molecular function (GO): structural constituent of ribosome
Source: RefSeq, a predicted model, not a curated record
AUGCGUGCUUACCUGGUCCCCUGGAGAUGCGCUGCUUCUGGUUUUUUGCAGCCGAAUCCUGGGGGAGAAGCUUGUCGGAUCUGGCGCGGCGGAGGGAGAGGAGCACUUCUCAAAUCAGGGAGUGAUCACAAACUCAAUCGAGCAGCAUUCAGAAUUCAGGACACCCAAAUACGCAGAUCGACCAGCCCAGACCAACACCCUCCCCCCGUCGCCUCGCCAACAAUCGCCACCCCAACGACCACCCAUCCUUCACCCAGCGUGUCCGCCGAGCGCCGCCAGACCUUGCCAAUCCACUCAAGAAACCAUAUCGAGCUCGCUCCCGAGAGUUUAAACUUUAAACCUCUGAACAAAAAAAGAAAUAUCGCGUUGUGCGGCACCCAAGGUCAAGUGACACAGACCUUGUCCCAGGAGCUUCACAAUCGGAUCAGAAAGUCUUCUCUUGCACACCCUCCUUCCUCGCUUGACUUCGCCUCACUCCUGGUGCUUGACAAAUCUAACUCCUCGGCCUCAUUGACUCACCCUCCGACGUCCUCAACUAUCCUCCAUUUGGGCGAGGAAUUCAUCAACCGCAACAUCGAACGACGAACACCAUCUCCCUGGAAUCGAUCGGACCCACACGCGAAGUUUCAGCUAUACCUCGUGGUCUCUCGGAUAACAACAGCAUGUUGCGGACUAUCACGAUUAUCCCGUGGACCUCUCGCCCAGCCUCUCUAUCGGCAUAUCGUACCAAAGUCGCAAUCAUCAUCGACCUUGGGCACGUUUUCCUUUGCCACCCAGGCUCCCAUUCCUAACUCGACUGCCGCUCAGAAAGCCCCAGUGGGUGCGACCAAGGCUGGAUCCGAUGCUGAGAAAAUCAAAUACACCCCAAAGAUCGAAGAAUUGGUUCAAACUAUCAGUCAAUUGAGCUUGUUGGAGGCCGCGGAAUUGGUCGACGCCCUAAAAUCAAGACUGAAAAUUACCGAAGUAGCUAUGCCUGUCCAAGCGGCUUCCAGUAGCGGUCCCUCGAGCGACGCUGGGGGCGCGAAGGAGAAGAAAUCAGAACCUGAGAAACCCAAGGAGAAGACGGUUUUCAGUCUGACCCUAACACAAAUCGAUGCUACCCAAAAAGCGAAAGUCAUCAAAGAGGUCAAAACUAUCAUGCCUAACAUGAACUUGGUCGAGGCCAAGAAAUUUGUGGAAAGUUUACCCAAACAGCUAAAAGAGAAUGGGACGAAGGACGAGAUUGAAAAGCUCAAGAAAGCCUUAGAAAGUGUCGGCGCAACUGUUAAGGUAGAAUAG